UUCAAUAUUGCAAUAGAAACGCUGAUUUGUAAUUAUUAUUUCCAGAUCGAUCGAAACGGAGAUGGCCACAUCGACCUGAGGGAACUGAGAGAAGCACUAGAAUCAUGUGGGUUCAAAAUAGCCGGUUACCAAUCCCGGCUCAUCGAGGAAGAAUUCAAAAGUUCGAACAAAACCAAAAUCACCGGCAAACUGACAUUCGAAGAAUUCGAAAAACUUAUCUGUGAUCUCAAGGCUAAUGACAUAGCAAAUACAUUCCGAACGGCAGUGUCCAAAAGGGAGAAUCUGCAGCAUCUGGGAGGCACGUCGGAAGCUUCUAACGAAGGCACAACGCAUUCGGUGAGAGUCGAAGAACAGCUGGCCUUCUCGGAUUGGAUCAAUUCAAAUCUGCAACAUGACCCUGACUUGAAGAAGUUGUUGCCAAUCGAUUCGGAAGGCAAAAAUCUUUAUGACAGAGUCAAAGAUGGGAUUUUAUUGUGUAAAGUCAUAAACCACUCCUGUCCAGACACGAUCGACGAACGAGCAAUAAACAAAGAAAAGCUCACCCUCUACACCAGACUGGAGAACCUCACUCUAGCUCUGUCGUCAGCCUCCGCGAUCGGUUGCAACGUCAUCAACAUCGACGCUCACAACCUGUCCAAAGGCACCCCACACCUGGUGCUCGGCCUCCUCUGGCAGAUAAUCAGAAUAGGGCUAUUCAACCAGAUCACCCUAGAGCACUGUCCCGGCCUGACGACUCUGCUCACCGACGACGAGAAGAUAGACGACCUGAUGAAGCUCUCUCCCGAGGCGAUCCUGCUGCGCUGGGUGAACUAUCACCUGGAAAAGUCCGGGACCCACCGGCGCGUCACCAACUUCCAGAGCGAUAUUGUGGACUCAGAGGUUUACUCUCACCUGAUGAAGCAGAUCGCUCCCGCUGAUACUGACGUCAACACGGACGCUCUCUAUGAGAAGAACUUGCACAGCAGGGCGGAGAUUAUGCUGCAGCAGGCGUCGAAGCUGAAGUGCAGGGCGUUCGUGACGCCGCAGGACGUCGUCAACGGCGUCUACAAGCUCAAUUUGGCAUUCGUCGCUAAUCUGUUCAACAACCAUCCAGGGUUGGAGCAGACCAACGGAGCUAUUGAUGGGUAUGAGACUAUCGAAGAGACGAGAGAGGAAAGAACAUACAGAAACUGGAUGAACUCGAUGGGGGUCAGCCCCCACGUGAACUGGCUUUAUUCAGACCUUGCCGACGGUCUGGUAGUUUUCCAACUGUAUGACAUAAUCAAACCGGGCACUGUGAAAUGGAACCGGGUCCACCGUAAAUUCGCCAAUGAGCGCAAGAAGUUCAUGGAGAAGCUGGAAAACUGCAAUUAUGCCGUGGAGCUCGGCAAGGAGAUCAAAUUCUCAUUGGUCGGGAUCGGCGGACAGGAUUUGAACGAUGGAAACGUCACGCUAACGCUGGCUCUCAUCUGGCAGUUGAUGAGGGCUUACACUUUGUCUGUUUUGACUCAGCUGGCUGAGUCUGGCAGUCCGAUUGUGGAGAAGGAGAUUGUUACUUGGGUGAACAGCAAGCUGAGUCAAGCUGGAAAGAAGUCUUCCAUCCGCAAUUUCCAAGAUGCUUCCAUUUCUGACGGUAAAGUCGUGAUCGACCUCAUUGACGCUAUCAAACCCGGUGCUAUCAACUAUGAUUUGGUCAAACAAGGAUCUAGUGAAGAGGAAAAAUUAGCUAAUGCAAAAUACGCAAUAUCGAUGUCCCGUAAAGCUGGUGCUAGAGUAUACGCCUUGCCAGAGGAUAUCACAGAGGUGAAACCCAAGUUGGUGAUGACAGUUUUCGCCUGCUUGAUGGCACUCGACUAUGUUCCCAAUAUGGACAGUGCCCGACAGUAA
Messenger RNA from Phaedon cochleariae (mustard beetle), 1866 nucleotides. Lineage: Eukaryota; Metazoa; Arthropoda; Insecta; Coleoptera; Chrysomelidae. The record is from the annotation of a GenBank genome assembly.